AGGCUCUUGUUUCUCAACGUAUCUGGUUUGUACUUGUAAUCCCAAAAAGCACACUCUCCGCCACGGAAUGGGGAGACAUGAAUCCGACAGCCGCACUUUCUUAUUCUCUUGCCGCUUCUUCUCUUUCCUCCGCCGCAUUCCACCGGAGAAGUCCAUCAAAACUUCGUCCAUGCACUCCCUUCUCCUUCCGUCAUCGCCACUGCCUCAACCACUCUUCUUCAUUGCGAGGUGGCAUGUGUUUUGCAGUUGUCAAUGAUUCUGAUAGGACUGAAUUGUCAUCUGAUGCCAAAACUGAAACAUACUCCGAGGCUGAUAAAAUAGUUGAUAGUAUGAACUUUGGUGAGCUGUGCAAUGAGUUUGAGUGCAACAGUAGUCCCUCGAUAGAAUCUACUGCAAGACAACUUGCUCUAGAUAUAUUCGAGCUAAGGAGUGGAAAUCGAGCACUCGGAACCUAUGCAGUUUCUGUCACUUAUAAGGAUCCCAUAAGGAGUUUUACUGGUCGUGAGAAGUAUAAGAGACCUCUAUGGGCAACCAUUGCACUAGACAAUCCAUCUGUGACUGUGCAGGAAAUGACUAUGCUGUCAACAAGUGUUUUAAGGAUCAAGUGGACAAUUAGAGGGAAGCCUAAAUCUGUUCUUGCUGGGUUAGGAGGAGAUCUCACACUCAAAGUUACUUCCCAAUUUACUCUUAACCAAAUUAGUGGACAAGUCAUUGAGCAUGAAGAAUUAUGGGACUUAUCAGCUUCAUCCGCUACUGCUCAGGCAUUUUUCUGGACGUCGCGUGUUCUGUAUACUACUGUUGAAUCUAUAAAAGAUUUGGCUGAUAGUGCCAAGAAUUUAAGUGCCAAUUUUUCAUCUAAGAACGAGAACAUGGAUAUUUAUCCAGAUCCUUCUGGUGAUCCAACAAAGUUCUUCCAGAAAGACGACAGCUUUCAGCAAGAUAUAUACCAGAUUGCACUCCUCCUGGCAGUUAUUUAUUUCGUGGUACAGGUUCUGAGGAUAACUUUGUAAAAAGCAUGCUUGUCUUGUUAUGAUCUUCAUUUUACAUCUCUUUUUUAUACAUGAAGAUAUCAGUGUAAUUAUCAGCUUAUAAUCAUAAUGUUGUUGUCAAAGUUACAAUGAAAUAUGUUGUGUGUAUAAAUUCAGCCGUUUCUACGAA
Molecule: messenger RNA, 1158 nt
Organism: Vicia villosa (hairy vetch)
Lineage: Eukaryota; Viridiplantae; Streptophyta; Magnoliopsida; Fabales; Fabaceae
Exons: 5
Coding region: 78-1010 (310 amino acids)
Cellular component (GO): chloroplast
Source: RefSeq, a predicted model, not a curated record